Molecule: messenger RNA, 1497 nt
Organism: Aspergillus puulaauensis
Lineage: Eukaryota; Fungi; Ascomycota; Eurotiomycetes; Eurotiales; Aspergillaceae
Exons: 2
Coding region: 1-1497 (498 amino acids)
Biological process (GO): amino acid transmembrane transport
Cellular component (GO): vacuolar membrane
Molecular function (GO): amino acid transmembrane transporter activity
Source: RefSeq, a predicted model, not a curated record
AUGCAAGGAGACACACAAGAAUCUCGUGGCGCCUCGAAUGGCCUGAGAGCUCAAAGCGCGCCUCGCCUUUUAAAAGCAGCAUGUACGCAUUCCGCGCAUCCUGCUCAACUCGUUUUCAUCCCAAUCGUCAUGCUCGACACUGACAAAAGCCUGGAUAGGUCUCCACCAGAUGAUGCCCAGUCACCGCGUGGAUCCAGCACGGAUCUUGAUCGGCAGUUAGAGCUAGAUGGGGUUCGGAAAUUCAAUCGGCUUGGUUGGAAACGGCUUACGGUCGUGCUCUUCGUGGAGGCGAUUGCGCUUGGGAGUCUGAGUCUUCCUGCGGCAUUUGCGACACUCGGUAUGGUGGCAGGAAUCAUCUGCGCUGUGGGAAUAGGGUUCAUUGCGACAUAUGCCAGCUACGAGGUUGGAGCUGUCAAGCUCAAGUACCCCGAAGUCGAGAACUACGGCGACAUCGGGCGGCUGCUUCUCGGAGAAUGGGGCUUCUGGCUGGUGACUGUGUCCUUCAUGUGCGGCAUGUUGCUGAAUGUCGGGUCGCACUGUCUUACCGGCACGAUUGCCCUGGCUGAUAUUACGCGCAGCGACAUCUGCGGCGUGGUAUUCGGCGCUGUCUCCGCUGUGGUUCUAUUCGUGCUGGCGCUUCCACCAGCGUUCGCCGAUAUCGCCAUCCUAGGCUACAUCGAUAUCGUCUCAAUCCUUGUCGCCAUCGGAAUCACAUUGAUAGCCACGGGCAUCCAGCAAUCCAAGCAGCCAGGGGGAAUCCAAAGCUCCGACUGGUCUGCCUGGCCCGCGGAGGAAAUCGACUUCUCCUCAGCCAUGGUCGCCAUCAACAACAUCGUCUUCGCGUACUCCUUCGCAAUUGCCCUCCCGUCGUUCAUGAGCGAGAUGCACACCCCAAAGCACUACGUCAAGUCUGUCUGUACCCUGGGCGUCUUCCAAACCUUCCUCUACACGGUCAUCGGGUCCGUCAUCUACGCCUUCGUCGGGAAAAGCGUACAAGCGCCGGCCCUGCUCUCAGCCGGCCCUGUCGUGUCUCGUAUUGCCUUUGGCAUCGCGCUACCGGUGAUUUUCAUCUCCGGCUCCAUCAACAUCAGCAUCGGGGUCCGCUAUAUCCACGGUAACAUGUACCGCAACUCGCUGGUGCGCUACGUCAAUUCCAAACGCGGCUGGAUUACCUGGAUUAUGCUUGUCGCCGUCUGCACGACCAUCUCGUGGAUAGUUUCAGAGGCGAUCCCUGUCUUCACCACUAUCCUGUCUAUCAGCGGCGCGUUGCUGAAUUCGGGGCUGUGCUACUAUGUCCCGUCCCUUGUGUGGUUCUUUCUCGUGAGAGAGGGGAGCUGGUAUAGUCGUCGGAAUUGGCGACGGGCUUUGAUGAAUUUGUUUGUCUUUCUGUUUGGGAUUGGCGUUUUGGGGUGCGGCAUGUAUGCGAAUAUUGUUGUUCUGAUUCGAGAGACCAGGGACGGUGUAUCCGGUCGUCCUUUUGCGUGCUCGAAGUCAUAG